Molecule: messenger RNA, 1386 nt
Organism: Mesorhabditis belari
Lineage: Eukaryota; Metazoa; Nematoda; Chromadorea; Rhabditida; Rhabditidae
Source: the annotation of a GenBank genome assembly
AUGAAGCCUGCCUUUUGGCAGUUGAUCUCAUUUUUCUUUUUAUUUGUCAUUUUAUCGAUUGAAGCGAAGAAGACCCAGCCACGACAAGCUGGAUAUGAGGCGACAGGUGAAGCCUCCCCAGCUCCAGCUCCAGCUCCAGCUCCAGCUCCAGCUCCGAUUCCAGUGGCCCCAAGUGAGGGUGGAGAAGGGCAAGGAGACAAAGAUCCCUUCGGAUUCCAGGAACAGAAUUUUCCGCAAGAACAAAAUUUUCCAGGCUAUCAACAACUUCAAAAGCUCUACCAGCGAGCAAUGGCUCCAUUUUUGAUGCAAAUGCUCGGCCAGGGACAGAGCCCAUUUUUCUAUGGAAAUCCUCAAGUGAAAAAUAUUCAACCAAGCGCUUUUGCCAAGGUUGACGCAAGAAAUGGCCCAGUUGUGCUCAAUCCGACUCCAUCAGAUCCAUCAGAUCCGAUCAUUGUCUACGGACCACAACCACAAGUGCCUCUUGUCCCUCUCUAUCCACCCCCACCACCGGCUGUCGUUCUUGAAGAGGAGCAAUGCGAAUUUGACGAAUUCCAAAACCGUUGUUGCAAUCGCUUGCUGAAAGCGACGAUGAAAGCGGCUUUGGCUCCUCUUCCAAUUGACACCUGUGAUAUUGGAUUAAUGGCAAAAUUAGUUCAAGAAAAAGCCGAAAAAGUUUUUGGAAUGGAUUUCGAGGCGAUCGCUGGAUACAAAGAUUUCGCUUCAAAAUCACAUAACGUUGGCAAUAUGACGUGUAAAAUUGAUCGACAUGGAAAGAGAGUGAUGGCAUAUGCGAGUCCGAAUGAGGAAAAUGGAGAUCCACAAAAACGAAUGACUCGUCUUGCUCGAGAAGCAGAUGAAAGAAUAGCUCGAGAUAAGAGAACGGCAAAGAUGAAGAAAGAAUUGGAAGAGAAAAGGAAACAAGAAGAGGAAAAGAAAGCAAAGAAAGCUCGUCGAAAAUUGAGACGAACGCGGAAGGGAAAGGCGCGGAGAAGUCAGAGACACCCCACCUCAACUCAAUUCAAAUUCCAAGAAAUCCAACGAAGCAAAGUUCUAUCGGCUAAUAUUCUUUCUACAAAUCUACCGGCUUUAAAAAUCCCCGAAAAUCCGGAUGUUCACAAGGAGAUUGUUCCUACGAUCUCCACUAUUUCCACAAGCUACCCGAAAAAAACUUUCUCAGAGUAUGAGGAUAUUACAGAAGCAACAAUCAAGCACGUGCCGGUGAGAACACCCACUGUCACAAGCAACACAACGAUUGCCAAGGUAAAUCCAUCACCGCCGCUCUCACUCAACACCACGGAGACUAAAAUGGAGAAAGAAGUGGUUAUGAAAGCAAAAUCCAACAGAAUCGACGGAGUCGCCGGCAUUGCACAGCCAAAAGCACAAAGC